Ostertagia ostertagi is the source of this 636-nucleotide messenger RNA. NCBI's taxonomy places the organism in Eukaryota, Metazoa, Nematoda, Chromadorea, Rhabditida, Trichostrongylidae. The record is from the annotation of a GenBank genome assembly.
AUGAGGCCUUCUUUUUACAAUGGAUUUCAUUCUGUGUUCCCGAACUCACGCGCGAAAUUGCAUUAUUGUCGAUGGCAUAUUGGAAAGACAUGGGAAAGGAGCGCAAACAAAUAUGUUGAACUUCGAGUAAGAACUAGAGUGAAGAAGAUGUUGAAGGACCUUUUGGUCAUAAGGGAACUGUCGUCGUUUCAACAACAUUUUGCCGAACUCCUUGCAUACCUGCGGACGGAGGGCAGGACCCUUACGUGGGGAUCAUUUUUCAAUCCAGAUGCAAUUAUGGAUACGACUAUGAUAAGUGAGCGCUGGCACCUCCGUCUAAAGUCAGAGUUUUUCCAUAGAAACGCAAAUAACCGUGCCGACUGUCUAGCUUAUCGACGCUCAGCUAACUCUUCUUAUCGCAGCCAACAAAGCGCUAUUUGUCAUCGAAUAGCUUUGAAGAAGUUCCGUAGCCAUUCUGACAGGAUAAAACAGUUGGAGCCUGAAAAAUGGGAAGUGUAUUCGAAGAGGUUGACAGAAGUAUUCAAAGUGCAGCGUAUUCGCGACUGCGAAUGUUCACUGUCCCUUGUGCGGGAUAUGCCUCUAUGCUUGGUCCUGUUCUUGCAAGGACAACCGUGCCGCAAUAAGCUGCGUGGAUAG